AUGGUAACAUGGCUACGUACCUAUUUAGACAUGUCCCCUGAACGGGCAACAUGGACAUAUGUUGCUGAUGCCCUAAUUGCGCACCACACACCCAAAACAUACGAGAACAUUGAUGACUUCUCUAAAAUAAAUAUAUUUCUACAAUCCUGGAACACAGAUAGUAGGAAACUGCCCAAAGACCUGCAAGACAUGAUCACUGUAGCAAAAAGACAUGGACUCCGCCUCGAUGGAUUGGCCUUCUCACGAAAUAUCAUCAGGCAAAUGCCAAUAUGGCUACACAGUGAAUCUAAAGAGAUAAAACGACAACAUAACAACAAUGUCUGCAAAUGCCUGAGAAAAAAUCACGAUGUCAAAACAGUUGGAGAUGCAGAAAAAAUAGCAAAACUGACUCACACCACAAGGCACACAAAUAGACGAAACUGUGCCUGUACAUCGUGCCGAAACAUACGACAGAACACAGGGUGCACUCACCCAAACAGAUGCUAUGACAAAGCACAGGAACUCCUCAACCUACUCCCAGCAAAAUGGAAUCCCAACUCCCGACUACCGGAAGACUAUGAGCCAGAGGAACUUGACCCGGCAGGAUACAGAGAUGGAAAAACAUUUGACUGGAGGAUUACUACAAAGGGAAAUCUGGCUAACGCCUUCCGGAUCUUCACAAACCGAGAAAAAAAUACAAGCUUACCUGAUACCGAAAGAACCCAGAUAAAUAUAGGACCCACGAUUGAAGCAUAUACUGAUGGAUCGUGUAUACAUAAUGGCACAAACGAUGCCAUCGCGGGAGCGGGAGUAUAUUUCCCAAACGAGGAGUACUCACAUCGUGCCAUAAAACUCCCGGAAUAUGUAAAACAAUCAAACCAAAGUGGAGAAAUUAUCGGAAUCAAAGAAGCAGUAGAAACUGUAGAUGAAGAGCGAGAACUC
This is a messenger RNA of Lentinula edodes (shiitake mushroom), 921 nucleotides long. RefSeq lists its product as uncharacterized. Lineage: Eukaryota; Fungi; Basidiomycota; Agaricomycetes; Agaricales; Omphalotaceae. The transcript has a single exon. Gene Ontology annotation, molecular function: nucleic acid binding; RNA-DNA hybrid ribonuclease activity. The annotation marks the transcript as partial. The record is from RefSeq and is a predicted model, not a curated record.